This is a messenger RNA of Cordyceps militaris CM01, 1974 nucleotides long. Its product is annotated as sodium/chloride dependent neurotransmitter transporter, putative. Gene Ontology annotation, biological process: sodium ion transmembrane transport. Gene Ontology annotation, cellular component: membrane. The transcript has 2 exons. Bases 1 to 1974 code for a protein of 657 amino acids. Lineage: Eukaryota; Fungi; Ascomycota; Sordariomycetes; Hypocreales; Cordycipitaceae. The record is from RefSeq and is a predicted model, not a curated record.
AUGGGCACCUUUGCCAAACUCGGCCACAUCAUCGCGCCCAAGAGCAGCCAGUCACCCGACGGCCGCGACCAAUGGCCCUCGCGCGCCGCCUUCCUCCUCGCCUCCAUGGGUGGCUGCGCCGGCAUGGGAAACCUGCUGCGCUAUCCCAGCCAGACCUUCAACAACCACGGCCUACAGUGGUUCAUCCCGUACUUGAUGUGCGUCUUCCUCAUCGCCAUUCCCGUCCUCGUUCUCGAAAUCGCCAUCGGCCAGGCCUAUCGCGGAGGCUGCGUCGUCGCCUACAACAACAUCAACCACCGUCUCAAGGGCACGGGGCUCUCGCUCAUCUUUGUCGGAACCGUCGUUAGUCCGUAUUUCGUGGUCAACUUGGCCUGGAUCAUGAAAUACUUUCGCCAUUCCUUUCAGAGCCCCCUUCCAUGGACGGGCCGCAGCGACGAGUUUUAUAUGCAGGAUGUCGUGGCCAAUGUCGACCCGAUUCCAGGCGCCUUUUCCGCUGACGGAUCAUCCGUCACACAGUACGUCCAGUACCCUGGCGUGGCUGUCAUUGGCGAGACCGUUGGCUGGGCCAUUUUCACCUGGUUUCUAGUUUGGGUUUCCAUUUUUCGCGGUGUCGGCUUGACGGGCCGCGUCGUCUACUUCACAAUGGGUCUUCCAAUCGUCGUCACUUUUAUCCUCAUCGGCCGUUCUCUCUCGCUCGACAAUGCCGCACGCGGUGUUCGAUACUUUUAUGCUACCUGGAACGGCAGCCAGCUGGCCAAAGGCACCAUCUGGCAGACGGCAUGCGGCCAGGUCUUCUUCUCAACCGGCGUUGGUUUCGGCUAUUUCACGUCCUACGCAUCCUACAACCAAAAGUACUCCAACGCCGUCAUGGAUUCCAUCAUGAUUGUUAGCAGCAACGUCUUGUUUGAAAAUGUCGCGGCCUUUAUCGUCUAUGGCGUAAUAGGCUUCCUCGGUAUCGUACCUGGUGGAGGAGAGCGACUCGGCAGUUUCGUUGUGGGCUUCAUUACGCUGCCCACAGCCGUCACGCAGAUGCCCGGUGCCAACUUUUGGGCCGUCAUGCUCUUCUUCACUCUCAUGGUUCUUGGAUAUAGCUCAGCGUUUGCCAUGGUCGAUGCUAUCGUCACCUUGAUCAUGGAUGCGCACCCGCGUUUCAACCGGGCUUGGGUAGUCACUGCCGUCGUCAUUACAUUCUUUUGCCUGACCCUGCCGUACUGCACCGAGUUUGGGUUCUAUUUGCUCGACGGCGUGGAUCGAUGGAUCAACGACGUGGGCCUAGUAUUUGUCGUCUGGGCUGAAUGCGUCACAUCAACCACCUUGUAUCGUUGGCGAGACGUUGUCGGCCAAGUCGGCCUGCCGGCUUUCCUGACCUUCAAUGGAGGCUUCUUCGGAGGCAUGGUGCUUGGCGUUACCAUUGCCCAGGCUGUGUCUCCGGUCGCUGGUGCAGGUGUAGGUUUUGGGAUUUUCCUCGCGGGUCUGGUUGGAGCGGUGCUGCUGGGAAAGACGCCAGAUGCAGCAGCUCCAAAGUUGUGGAACAAGAGCGUCGUGAGCUCGCGCAUCUGGUUUAUUGCGUUUUACUCGGGGAUGCAGGGCAAUCAGCUUCGUCGGGAUUUGAACGAGAUUGUCGGGCAAGGUAGAAACUGGAAGAUUCCCGCAUUCUGGGCACCGCUGGUUCGCUACAUUGCAGCGCCGACAUUGUCGAUUGUGUACAGCUUCUCAUACCCGUCCUUCUAUGAGCUGCGAAACGAUCCGCUUCAUAUAUUCGGGUUUGCAGUUGGUCACAUUGCUCUAGUACUCAUCGGCGCCGGUUUCAUUGCGCCGCGCUGGUUCGACAUGUUGAUUCCACCGCCGCGACGUAACGAGGGUCAUCAUGACUUUGGAGCCAAUGCUUUGGUCCCUGCUGACGAUGUAGCAUCGACUAGCAGUGUGGAAGCUGGAAAUAGCAGCGAUCAAGAAGCGAAGAAGCGCAGUGUCUAG